CUCUGGUCGCUGCUCGCUACGACAAAAAACUUGCCUAAGGACCUGGUGGAGCUUACUAACGACAUAUACGAGCCGCCGCAGAAGUCCCAUUCAUCACGACUACCGGAACCGGAGCUAGCGCACACAUCCGUCCAUCAUCAUGUCCGACGACGAAGUUGAUCAUGAGCUGCUAGACCUCAUGCGGAAGCACUGGGGUGGUGGUGCCAAAGAGGAAGGUCCGCCAGAAACAAAAGUCCUCGAAAAUGCCCAGUUCAUCUGCGAUAACAGUAUGGACGUUGCCUUGGACAUGCGUUCCACCAAGGUCGCUGCUCAACUUGUUCUUGACGAGAUGGAGAAGCGGGAGUAUUCCACCAGAACCUGGUCAGAGCAUGAGCUGCAUCCCAAAGCAAAAGACGAGAGCACUGUCAACUUCAUCUUCACAAUGGAUCUUCUGAAUUUUAGCUUCUGGAGCGAGAAGAGUGACGAGGAGCGCUUCGCAGUAGUCUACAAGGGAAAGAGAUGGACUGGCUACUGGAGUCUGGUUGCAAUCUUACAACGAGCGUUAGAGCAAGACAUACCAAUCACUAGUCCGGAAUUCUGGGUCGACGAAGAACUGUGUUCAGAUGAAGUACUGCGAACCGUAUUCUCUUCUGGUACCGACGAGGAGAUUCCCAUGUUCGAGCAAAGGAUGCGAUGUUUAAGAGAAGCAGGGCAAAUCCUAGAGGAGGAAUUUGAUGGUAGUGUCAUCACACUUAUUGAAGAUGCGAACAACUCCGCUGCCGGCCUUGUGAAUCUCAUUGCCGAAAAGUUCAACUGUUUCAGAGAUGAAGGUAGGUUCGAGAAUAAGAAGGUGCGCUUCUUGAAGCGAGCCCAAAUCUUCGUUGCAGACCUGUGGGCUGCGUUCGAUGGCGAGGGAUAUGGCGAGUUCAACGACAUUGACAAAAUCACCAUGUUCGCAGAUUACCGCAUUCCUCAAAUGCUACACUCACUAGGCAUAAUCUGGUACUGCCCGCCUCUCGAGAACAAGGUACGCCGCCUUGAGACCAUCGAGUCUGGCCACUCCUGGGAGAUGCAGAUACGAGGCUGUAGUAUCUGGGCUGUAGAACUUCUCCGCAAGGAGAUUCUGAGGCUGAAACCGGACGCCAAGGUCAACGCUAUUCUCAUCGACUUCUUCCUGUAUGAUCUUGCGAAGGAGAAGGAGAAAGAGGAGGCGGAUGUCAUACCACACCAUCGGACAAGAAGCAUAUGGUAUUGAGAGCCAAGAGUAGCGGUGCACAUGAAACCGAAUAACAACACCCUUGGGCGCCCUAUUAUUUUCUGGUCGGUGCGAAUCAGUAGUUGGACACUUCGCAGAGACGUCAAAGGUGGUGGGGUCGUUCCAAACAUUCGCCACUUCCAAGUUUGCGCAAUUUUCAGGGACAACGCACAUCUCAGUCGUCGCAUAACGGCACAUCACCGACCGCUGGAUUCGCUAUCAUGUCUUGUCCGCGCGACAGGCUGGGGCUGGGGCAUGCAACGCUUUCUUGGCACCGUUACGCCUUACCACUCAUCGUUAGACGCCUACGGUAAGGCUGGCCAUUCAACCCCCGUAACGGCCUUACCGUACCCUGGUCCCCAGUAUUCGUAAACAAAUUGUGAUCAUACUGGUGAUCGUUAU
This is a messenger RNA of Alternaria rosae, 1636 nucleotides long. RefSeq lists its product as uncharacterized. The coding region runs from base 140 to 1234 and encodes 364 amino acids. The transcript is spliced from 3 exons. Lineage: Eukaryota; Fungi; Ascomycota; Dothideomycetes; Pleosporales; Pleosporaceae. The record is from RefSeq and is a predicted model, not a curated record.